Aureobasidium subglaciale EXF-2481 is the source of this 2430-nucleotide messenger RNA. Its product is annotated as GMC oxidoreductase. The record is from RefSeq and is a predicted model, not a curated record. Gene Ontology annotation, biological process: secondary metabolite biosynthetic process. The transcript has a single exon. Gene Ontology annotation, molecular function: flavin adenine dinucleotide binding; oxidoreductase activity, acting on CH-OH group of donors. Bases 163 to 2025 code for a protein of 620 amino acids. Lineage: Eukaryota; Fungi; Ascomycota; Dothideomycetes; Dothideales; Saccotheciaceae.
AUCAGCGGUCAUCUUAGAUUUGUGCUACAGUUCGCCCGACACAUUAGCAAAAGCCUUUGAUGACGCCCAAGAAAUCAGUCGUCAUGAAGGCAAUCUCAUUGUGUAUAAAGGCUGAACCAGCACAGUGCUAUCUAGCUCAGAUUGUAGCUAACGAAGACCGGCAUGCUCGUCUCAAAGCUGCUGUUCGCCUUAGCGGUAGGCGUACACCCUGCAUUAUCUGCUUCUGAGUCUUUCUACUCCAGCGCGCCUUUCGACAUCGGCAACGGCGACAGCUUUGGUAUACCCGGCAACGCGACCUUUGACUAUGUGGUCGUCGGCGGUGGUGCGGCUGGCCUUGCUGUUGCUAUGCGUCUAGCUGAAGACAAUACGCAUACGGUAGCCGUAGUCGAAGCUGGGGGGUUCUACCAGAUUGAGGCUGGCAACAAGAGCGUGACGCCCGCUUAUAAUCCUCAGUUCGCCAACAUACAACAACCGAAUGCCGAUCCCUUAGUUGACUGGGGAUAUGUCACUACUCCACAGCCGGGAGCAAACAACCGAACAUUACAUUACGCCCGGGGAAAGACGUUGGGCGGUUCCUCGGCUCUCAAUGCCAAUGUGUAUAAUCGAGGGACUGUCGCCUCUUAUCAAGAAUGGGCUAAUCUCGUUGGUGACGAUUCCUAUACUUUUGAGCAAUGGCUUCCCUUCUUUGCUAAAGGAGUGAACUACACCGUUCCAAAUGAGAUCAGAGCAGCCAAUGCUACGGUACCUACCCCUGAAGGGGCCAAUGUGGCUGAGUUCAGCUCUUCUGGAGGACCACUGCAUGUUUCCCACAGCAACUUUGCUCUACCAUUUUCGUCUUGGGCACAGCGCGCCUUCCAAUGUCUCGGAUUUGCCAACAUCAGCAGCUUCAGUGGCGGCCAGCUCUUGGGAUCUCAGUAUGUUCCACAAGCAUUACGACCAGUUUCCAACGAACGCGAGUCAUCGUCGACAUCUUACCUUCAGACAGCCUUGGACAGCAACCGGACGAAUCUCAGAGUAUAUACGCAUACUCUAGCUCUGCAAGUCCUGUUGAGCAAUAUGACCGCAACAGGUGUGCUUGUGCGGAGUGGGAGACUUGACUAUGUCCUAAGUGCUCGUAAGGAGGUUAUACUCUCAGCAGGCGCAUUCCAGUCACCUCAACUGCUCAUGGUAUCCGGCAUUGGACCUGCGGCUCAAUUGCAAGAGCAUGGCAUCCCUGUACUCAUCGAUCGUCCAGGAGUAGGCCAGAAUAUGUGGGAUCAUAUAGAUUUGGAAGUGACGUACCAGGUGGACGUCGUAGGCUUCAACACACUGAAGAAUCAGACAUACAAUCAAGAGCAACUCGACGGGUUUCACGCUAUACCAGCCGUUUCCAUGUAUGGCUCCUAUGGUGCUGAUUACAUCGGCUGGGAGAAGCUACCUUCCGACUAUCGGGCCAAUCUGACUUCAAUAGCACGCGAACAGCUCGCCGUGUUUCCUUCAGAUUGGCCAGAGAUUGAGUAUGAGGUUGCAUCCAUCUACACCACGUCAGAUACGCAGGACUUCAGCGGCUACGGGACUUUUGUUGUGAUUCCCGUUAGUCCACUGUCUCGCGGCACGGUGUCAUUACAGUCUGCCUCUAUGCUGGAUCCUCCUAUCAUAGAUCCUCAGUGGCUAACCUCAGAUACCGACAUGGAACUCGCUAUACAAGCUUUAAGGCGCGCCAGAGAGAUAAUGGCUUCGCCUGCUCUGGCUCCAAUCAGACUCGGCAGCGAGAUUGCACCCGGGGAUGACAUAGAGACAGAUGCGCAGCUUGAAGAGUACAUCCGAAACACGUUCUUCAUGAACUGGCACGCUUCAUGUACGUGUAGAAUGGGCCGCGUCAACGACACAAUGGCCGUCGUGGAUUCAAAGGCUCGAGUGAUCGGAGUGAAUGGUUUGAGAGUGGUGGACGCUUCUGCGUUCGCACUGUUGCCGCCUGGUCAUCCCAUCAGUACUGUGUAUGGCCUUGCUGAAAAAAUUAGCGCAGAUAUCAUCGCGAGUCGCUAAGACUGUGGAGCGAAAAGAAGAUAACACAACACAAUCGAAUAAGCAUAGUUUUGAAGACGUUCCGCCCAGCAAACCACCGCGCAGUUAGUACUUGAGCAGUUGGAAGAUCUGUAAUCCUGAAUCUGAGCACAAGUGAAUGAAGAAGCUGUGGCGCUCAGAUUCGAAAUGUCCAAGAGCGAGCUCAGUCCUGAAAAAUGAUGUCGCUUUCAACAAGUCGGAAAGACCGCGGCGUCAUAUCGCAAGGAUCGCGGGGUCUGCUGAACGAUCGGGAGAUGGUCUGGAGACGUCUUGAUGCCUUGGAUAGUAAGCCACACGGUAUCUACAAGUGAGAGAAGCCGUUGGAGAAGAAGCCAUAUUGCAAGUCUUAGGUUGUCCGGUAAUACAAAGAGAUAGACUCGUUGCCGA